This is a messenger RNA of Macaca mulatta (Rhesus monkey), 1630 nucleotides long. It is a transcript of the gene GCM1, whose product is annotated as glial cells missing transcription factor 1. Gene Ontology annotation, cellular component: nucleus. Gene Ontology annotation, molecular function: RNA polymerase II cis-regulatory region sequence-specific DNA binding; DNA-binding transcription activator activity, RNA polymerase II-specific. The record is from RefSeq and is a predicted model, not a curated record. Gene Ontology annotation, biological process: regulation of transcription by RNA polymerase II; gliogenesis; cell differentiation involved in embryonic placenta development. NCBI's taxonomy places the organism in Eukaryota, Metazoa, Chordata, Mammalia, Primates, Cercopithecidae.
AGAAAACAAUCUCCUGGUCUAAGGUGCUUGAGUGGGCCAAUCCAGCUAUAUCAAGAACCUUUGAGAACAAAAUUCUCAAGCACUUCUGAGGGGAGUCGAAUAGGUGAAAACCUUGGCUGGCCUGACCUUAUCAUGGAACCUGAUGACUUUGAUUCUGAAGACAAAGAGAUAUUAAGCUGGGAUAUUAAUGAUGUGAAGCUGCCACAGAACGUGAAAAAGACUGACUGGUUCCAGGAGUGGCCAGAUUCCUAUGCCAAACACAUCUACAGCUCGGAGGACAAGAAUGCACAGCGGCACCUGAGCAGCUGGGCCAUGCGCAACACCAACAACCACAACUCCCGCAUCCUCAAGAAGUCCUGCCUGGGUGUGGUGGUGUGCGGCCGCGACUGCCUCGCAGAGGAGGGACGCAAGAUCUACCUGAGACCUGCCAUCUGUGACAAGGCCCGGCAGAAGCAGCAGCGGAAACGCUGUCCCAACUGUGAUGGGCCUCUGAAGCUCAUCCCUUGCCGAGGUCACGGGGGCUUCCCGGUCACCAACUUCUGGAGGCACGACGGACGCUUUAUAUUUUUCCAGUCAAAGGGAGAGCAUGAUCAUCCAAAACCAGAAACCAAGUUGGAAGCGGAGGCAAGAAGAGCCAUGAAGAAAGUGCAUACAGCACCUUCCUCCGUCUCCUUGAGCCUGAAGGGGGGCACAGAGACCAGGUCUCUUCCAGGUGAAACACAAAGUCAGGGGAGUUUACCUUUAACUUGGUCUUUCCAGGAAGGCGUCCAACUGCCUGGUAGUUACAGUGGACAUCUAAUAGCUAACACUCCUCAGCAGAACUCACUAAAUGAUUGCUUUUCCUUCUCCAAGAGUUAUGGUCUGGGAGGAAUCACAGAUCUGACUGACCAGACUUCCACUGUGGACCCCACGAAGCUCUAUGAAAAGCGUAAAUUGUCCAGUAGCAGAACCUACAGUAGUGGAGACCUGCUUCCUCCUUCUGCCUCCGGAGUCUACUCUGAUCACGGCGAUCUGCAGACGUGGAGCAAAAAUGCUGCUUUGGGGAGAAAUCAUCUUAAUGACAACUGUUAUUCCAAUUAUCCUUUUCCUCUGACCAGCUGGCCUUGCAGCUUCUCUCCUUCCCAAAACUCUUCAGAACCCUUUUACCAGCAGAUUCCACUGGAGCCACCUGCAGCCAAAACUGGCUGUCCCCCAUUAUGGCCAAAUCCAGGGGGGAAUCUUUAUGAAGAGAAAGUACAUGUGGAUUUUAACAGCUACGUCCAGUCCCCUGCAUACCAUUCACCUCAGGAAGACCCCUUUCUCUUCACCUAUGCCUCUCAUCCUCAUCAGCAAUAUUCACUGCCAAGCAAGAGCAGCAAAUGGGAUUUUGAGGAAGAAAUGACAUACUUGGGUUUGGAUCACUGCAACAGUGAGAUGCUUCUGAACCUGUGUCCUCUGAGAUGACCCGAAUCUUUCACUAUGUGCACCUCCGCCCCUCAAAAAUGGGGAAGGGCUGAAAGAAUUUCUGUAGGAAAUAAUUUUUAAAACAUAACCAUAGAUAAAUGAGGAUCACGAUAAGCAGUAGACAAGGCUUUUUUUCCUUUUCUUUUUCUUUCUUUUUUUUUCUUUUGAGACAGAGUCUCACUCUUUU